This is a messenger RNA of Brassicogethes aeneus, 1803 nucleotides long. The record is from the annotation of a GenBank genome assembly. NCBI's taxonomy places the organism in Eukaryota, Metazoa, Arthropoda, Insecta, Coleoptera, Nitidulidae.
UUAAAUUAAGUUUGCUUAAAUCUUGAGUAAAUAUGCAUACACAAUCCUUACUUAAGAGAGCACUUAUCCAAGUGUUAUUUAAUAGUUUAAAAAUAAAUAAAGGUUAAAUUUGUUGACAUAUCAUAUGACCCAGUAAGUUUGUAAGUAAUUUUUAUUAGAAAACGCAGCGUUGGAUAUGUAUUUGAUAAAAAUAGCAAAAAUUAUUUGAAGAAGUGUUUUAAGUAAAAUGUCUGUUGUUGGGGGUGUCCUAAAGCCAUUUUUUCGACACGUCACACACGUAAACAAAACAACAAAUUCUAACCUAUUAUUUAAUAUAUCAAGAUUAUGGUUGUCUAAUAUAAAUGUUAAUUUUAAGCACAAAAUGCCAAAGAAUCAAGAAAAGGGAAACUUUAAAUUCCUUGAUUAUGACUGUAUUGGGUUUGACUUGGACAACACCCUUGCCAGGUACAAAGUGGGGGCUAUGAUCGAAAUGGAGUAUGAUAUAGUUGCAAAGUUCCUGGUAUUUAAAAAAGGGUACUCCGAAAAACACUUGCUUAAGCCUUUAGACCACAAUUUUAUAAUGAAGGGACUUAUCAUAGAUGACGAGAAUGGUAACAUAGUGCGAUUAGGGCCUGAUGGGAAAAUUCUGCAAGCUAGCCAUGGUUCAAAGCUAUUAAACGACGAUCAAAUUUUAAAGUACUACCCUGACAGACACUGGGAGCCCACCGAUUUGUUCACCAAAGAUCCAUUAUGUACGUGGAAUGGUGAACAUGCAACUAAAAUGAGGGCUUUGUUGGAUUAUUUUGAUAUUAUCGCCAGCAUUGUUUUUGCCAGAGCUGUAGACACAGUGGAUGAAGAAAAAGGCGUCCAUAAACAUUACAAUGUUUACGAGGAUAUAGUUGCUGCCCUGCAAGAUAUGUUCGACAGGGAACACUUUGGACAAAAUAAGGGUGAUUAUUUUCGAUUGAUCAAAGACAAUCCAGAGAAGUACUACUACAAGUGCAGCAAUGAUUUGUUGAACUGGCUUCAAGAACUGAAAAAACGCGGGAAAGUGCUGUUUUUAAUCACUGGCUCGCAUACGGAUUUCGCUAACCAUACAGCAAGCAAUACACUGGGUGAGAACUGGAAAGACUUAUUCGACAUUAUCGUUUGUUUUGCCAAAAAACCUGGAUUUUUCACUAUGAACCGAGACUUUCUGGGAGUGGACGGUUUGGAUGAGAAGAUGCCUGUGCCCUUCGAGAAACUCCAAGCUGGCGAGAUGUACACGCACGGCAACUGGAAAGAUUUGCAUGCUUUUCUGCUGUCGAUUUGCGAUAAAGAGGACCCGAAGUUUGUUUAUGUCGGGGACAAUCUGGUUCAGGAUGUGUACACACCUCACGUGCACUCUCAAUGUGAUACGGUGGCAGUUUGCGAAGAACUCGAAGCUGAAGGCGUUCAUGGACACGAGCCCUGGCAUCCGGACGAGCAGUUUUUGGUGUCGACAGUGUGGGGCUCGUAUUUCCAUUGCAAUAAGAACAAUUCCGCCACCAAUUGGUAUCAUAUGAUGAAGACUCAUUCAAAGCUGUGUGUUCCAAGUCUGGAGUAUGUUGCCACAUACCCUAUAGAUUAUGUAUUUAAAACGCAAAUUUAGAUUUUCCAUGUUGGAAAUGUUUUUUGUCACGUGAUGAAGUUUGUUUCCCAAAAGACAUUUUCAAUUCUACAGCAUUUAAAAUGUUAUGUUACCAUGUUGUUAUCUGUUUAAAUUAUUUAGGAAAACGUUUUGUUACCACUUAAUAUUUAUUUCAAAUACAUUUUUAAAGGACGCAUAAUUUUUUUUAAUAAAAC